AUGGUUAAGUUCGUAAAAUACAACAUUCCCCAUAUCAAACAAAGAUUCGACUGGGAUUGCGGCAUAGCCUGCGUUUUGAUGUUGUUGUCAGAAAAGCAGAGAAAUUAUUUUAAUAAACAUUUUUUUGAAAUAUGUCAACAGGAGGGAUUUGGUACUAAUACUUGGACAAUUGAUAUAUCGUAUUUAUUAAAACGGUUUGACGUCAAUCAUCGCUUUUACACUACCAGACGUGCUCCUAAUUGUAAAGCUGGUAGCAGCGGAAACAGGGUGACUAUAAAUGAUGCAGAUCGCGUCAAAAUUAGAUUUGUCAAGGCAGCCGCUAAUGACAUUAUCAUCGUUGACGGCGCUCUCUCCACAAAGGCAUUAAUGGACCACGUAGCCAGAACUGGACCAGCUCUGGUGCUUGUAGACGAAGCCUUAUUGUCCUGCGACUUGUGUAAACAUAACAAGCUGUCUUCUGAAAUUAGGCGUGUUUUCGGUGGCCGAUAUCGCGGCCACUACGUGUUGGUAGUGGAGGUGGUGAGUUUUCCUGGGGGAGGCUGCAAGUUGCUGUACCGUGAUCCAGCUCGAUCGGCAUCGAUCUGCGCCACAACACCACGAAGAUUGAAUGCUGCUAGAAUGCACAUCAUGUUGAAAAGCACAGCAUUGAAUGAAAAGUACUACGGACUAGUGGAGAACGUAUCUAUUCCUGCCACUCUGCACGAAUAUAAUGGUAAACCAUAUUCAAAGGUGGGGAAUGCAAUGCCUAUACAUUGUGCUACGCAGGAGGAGAAAGAGUUGCUAUCCAAGACGACGCACCACUACUGUGACCUGUUCACGGACAAGCUGUUCGCGCCGCUGGAAGAACUUGUGUUUGUCAGACUCGACGAGAACAAAGCCGAAAAGGUGUUCCUGAACCGUCAUAAGCGUUUGUUUCUGACAUCAAGUGACGGUGUGGUGGCCAGCUGGCGGUGUGCCCCGACCUUGGAGUCUCUUAACAAGUUUAUGGCUGGAACUCCGUUGGUGGGACGUGACGGUCAGGUGGUGUCACUGUUGACGGCAAAACAUGGAAACCACUAUGCUGUCUCCCACUUAGAGGGUGAUGGCGGCUACUUUGAAACAUCCAAGCCUUGGGAGAUAAAAGACAUGGAAGAAGGCCGUCUUUAUUACGGGAAUAAGUCCUUUACCAGUCGCGAUGAGCUGAGAGCUUACGUUCAGAACCUGCCUCCUCUAGAUGUGAACUCAACUGCCCCGCCGCAACCUAUACUAUUGAGAGGCAAAAAACCCAGGAUCAUUUUAGUUGCCGAGAACGGGAGACAAAUAUCACAUCAAUAUAUCUCCUCCAACUUGAUAACCGAUGUUGAAUAUUUGUAG
This is a messenger RNA of Danaus chrysippus (African queen), 1353 nucleotides long. The record is from the annotation of a GenBank genome assembly. Lineage: Eukaryota; Metazoa; Arthropoda; Insecta; Lepidoptera; Nymphalidae.